Molecule: messenger RNA, 903 nt
Organism: Ictidomys tridecemlineatus (thirteen-lined ground squirrel)
Lineage: Eukaryota; Metazoa; Chordata; Mammalia; Rodentia; Sciuridae
Gene: Gng11
Product: G protein subunit gamma 11
Biological process (GO): G protein-coupled receptor signaling pathway
Cellular component (GO): heterotrimeric G-protein complex
Molecular function (GO): G-protein beta-subunit binding
Source: RefSeq, a predicted model, not a curated record
CGGCCAGGCGUGGCAGGUCCAGGGCUCCGCAGCGCGGGACCAGCAUCCCUGCUGCGGGAUCCUGCUGCUGGAAGCUGGAAGCGGAUCCGACCUUGACUCAAGACUGACCCUGAGUUCCCGGGGUGGGACCUUGGGGGUUGUAGGGACUGGGAAAAAGCUUAGGCUCCCUGGACUCUAGGAAGGGCUGGCGUGAGGAGGCGUCCCGGAGGAAGCCGAGCCCCCCGGGAGCUGGGGACAGCGGCGCUGGGAGGCAGUCACGUCCUGCGCUGGCGGGCGGGAGGCCAGGACCUGCAGUUAUUUCGGGAGGCGCCCUGGUUCACAGCACUUCCAGCCGCUCCACUGCCUGAGCUCCCCCUGGGCCCAGGGCUGGAGCAAAAAUGCCUGCCCUUCACAUCGAGGAUUUGCCAGAGAAAGAAAAGCUGAAGAUGGAAGUUGAGCAACUUCGCAAAGAAGUGAAGCUGCAGAGACAACAGGUGUCUAAGUGUUCUGAAGAAAUAAAGAACUAUAUCGAAGAACGUUCUGGAGAAGAUCCACUGGUGAAGGGAAUUCCAGAAGACAAGAAUCCCUUCAAGGAAAAAGGCAGCUGCAUUAUUUCAUAAAUAACUCUGGGGAGAAACCUCAUCCUCAGUGAAAGAGAUAGUUGUUUUAGUUUCCCCAAAUAAAACCUACCAGCCUUUUAAGGAAGAAAAAAUGAAGUCUAAAGAAGAAAUCUCUUAAGCACUAUAUUGAUAGGUUUAUGUAUAAAAGCAUAUCUGCUUCUCAUCUUUGCUCACUGUAUGCCCUUUUUAAGAGGACAGAAUAUCUGAUGUACAAUUAUGGAAUUAAGGACAUGAAUUGUGCAUGACUCACCUCUUUUAAUAUGUUGCUUGAUGCCCCAAAUAAAGUUUCAUCUUGGGAAAAUAA